AUGCCCAUCCAACUCAACCCUUGCUCCUCCUCCUCCUCGUCCUCCUCCAACACGAUCACUGGUGUUUCAUCAACCUUCUCCACAUCAGAUCAACGGGGGCAACAAUCGCAUUCGCAGUCACAACAAGCACAACUAAAUACCACAUUGACCGCGGUUCCACCAUCUGAUACCCCCAGAGAGUCCGGAAACGGGCAAUUGAGCCAGGAAGAUGCCGACAGACUAAUAUGA
Molecule: messenger RNA, 228 nt
Organism: Paracoccidioides lutzii Pb01
Exons: 1
Coding region: 1-228 (75 amino acids)
Source: RefSeq, a predicted model, not a curated record